Molecule: messenger RNA, 2519 nt
Organism: Ictalurus punctatus (channel catfish)
Lineage: Eukaryota; Metazoa; Chordata; Actinopteri; Siluriformes; Ictaluridae
Gene: cbx7a
Product: chromobox homolog 7a
Exons: 6
Coding region: 381-1574 (397 amino acids)
Biological process (GO): negative regulation of transcription by RNA polymerase II
Cellular component (GO): PRC1 complex
Source: RefSeq, a predicted model, not a curated record
AGAGCGAGAGAGAGAGAGAGAUAGGGGAGGGCUCGCACUGCACGCACGCGCUCUCAGCGAAUAGCGCGUGUAUGUUGUGUUUUUUUUUUCUACAGCAGGCACGCGCUGAAGCACACACCGAGCGAGUGAGUAAGUGAGAGAGAGAGAGAGAGUGGAUGUGUCGCAGAUUUUAAAACUCCGUGAAAGCUCGCGCGCUCCACCGAAAAUGCUAGAACACGCAGAAGUGUCCGGAUAACGGGGUUGAGGAACGGGACGGAUCGAGCUUCCGCACUGAUCGCAGAGCAAAGAAGAAGAAGAAAAAAGUGAAACCGAGGCACGCGCUAGAAAUUUAAACCAAACAAAUAAAUAAAUACAAGUCAGUUUGAAGGCUGCGCUGCGAAAUGGAGCUGUCAUCCAUCGGAGAGCAAGUGUUCGCCGUAGAGUCCAUCACCAAGAAGAGAGUUAGAAAGGGAAAUGUGGAGUAUCUUCUGAAGUGGCAGGGAUGGCCUCCUAAGUACAGCACGUGGGAGCCGGAGGAUAACAUCCUGGACCCUCGGCUCGUUCUUGCCUUUGAGGAGAAGGAGGAGCGAGACAGAGCACAGGCUCACAGGAGGAAAGGCCUGAGGCCCCGCAGACUCGUCUUACGGAACAUCUAUGCCAUGGAGCUCCGAAGUGCUCAGAAAACUUCGGAGAAACCCGCUCCCCGAUUCCGCCUGUCACUCGCCCGCUCCAUGGGGGCGGGGCUACAGCACAACGCGAGGCGCUGCAGGAAUGGUGAGGGCGGAGUCUACCACCGCCUGUUGAAGCGCAGGAGCAGGCAGUUUGUGCCUAAAUCGUUGGAAAGUGCAGAAUCGCCACGGCAACGAACACUGACCCUUGAGAAAAACGCAGCGGAGGAGGAUGAGCAGGAGAAAGAGUGGGAGAAAGAGGAGGAGCAGCAGGAGAAGAAGAAGAGGAGGAAGACUGAAAAUGAGGAGCAUCAUGACAUUCCACACGGCCCAGAGAUGACAGAAGACCACGUCCUCUCAACACAGGAAACUGUCAUCACUGAUGGAAAACCAGAACACUGCGCUUCCUCCCCUGACUGCGAGGUGAAGCCACCCAGCACUGAGAUCGGUUCAGCUACAACAGCAGCGGACCAGUCAGCGAGCACUACCAUCACAAACACAUACGAGCACAAGCCAAUCACUGACACUUCAGGGGUCGGAGUCACCCAAGAUCAACCCACGACUGACAAAUCACUGAACAGCAGCUCAGGAGUGGGUGUGAUCACAGACAGGCUCCAGAAUCGAGCCUCGGUGAUAACGGUUCGGUUCGGUUCGAUUGACAGGUCUGCACAGGAUGAGGAGAAAGAGACAGGCGAGACAGACAGUGACGCGAAGAGAGAGACAGACAAGGACGAGGUCACGGCCGAGUGCACCACUACCUUGCAGCUGAGCGCGGAGGUCAGAACAGACGAGUCUCAGGCAUCCGAGUGCACACGGCAUCCUGGGAAGGUGAUCGUGACUAACGUGACGAUUAACUCCCUGACGGUGACGUUUAAAGAGGCGACGGCAGCGGAAGGGUUUUUCAGCAGCUACGGGCUGCAGGUCUGAGGGAACGAGGAGGAAAGAGGAAACACCGUUACAACCAAAAGUAUUUCCUGUCAAAUUGCUAAUGUGGUUAAAGAUCAAAGAGAGAGAGAGAGGAGGAGUAAGCGAAUCGAUUUUGAAUAACGAAUCCGUUAGAAAUGUUAGCAUUUGAGGUGAAGUACGCCUUAUUCACAUGCGCGCGAGAUAGUGAGAGAUUACAUGACCAGCAUAUGUGUUGAUCUGUCGAUGUAGUGAAGCCUUUUCGCCAUUUUUGCUUUACAGAUACUCGUCCGUUGUUAAAAAGGGUUACGUUUCCGUCUCCGUCCUUUCGUUUUAGUGAAAACGUGAACAAUAGUGGAAGGAUUUUCAUGUCGCUGACAGUGACACCUUUAAAUGCACGCAAAAAAAACAACAAAAAACAAACAAACCGAACGCCGUUUCCACUUAACGCUUCGUUGGUGUUAACCGUUCCACUAAAACAAAAGAAAAAAAAAUGCAGAUGUCUAUGGAUUUAACGCAAGUUCUUCUUUCAGGGACGGCGAUGACCAGAUGACAUCAUCAUCAACCCGUAGUCUCUGCAGCCCUGUCCCCCCUCCCACCCCCCAGUCUGGGAGAGGUAAAGGUUUAGCCGGCUCGGGUUUUGCUCUGCCUUUGCGCUCCGAGGCCUUGCUGCAUUUUUAACGAGUCCGUAUCAGUUCACAUUACAAACGCCAUUGCACAGGCUGUACUGAAGUGUAUUCACGAAGCGUCGGAAAACAGUGUGCUUUAGAUGUAUCUCUAGCAUGCAACAAAGUCGAGCUGAACGUUACUACAUGUGGUGAAACCGCAAAAAGAAAAAAGGAAAAAAAAGAAGAAAAAAAAAAAAGAGAGAGAAAAACAUGCCGUUAUACGAGUUGUAGUUCAUCUAUGGCAAGGUUACAUUUUUAUUUGUAUUUCCAAUAAAUAAAGUGACAAAAAUGUUUUGUGUCA